AUGGAGUCCGGGUCGCAUUCUCAACUCACCCACGCGGGCGCAGUCCCUGCCGGACUAGAAAACGCCCUGCCAGCGCCACGAUGCAGCGACCUCGAGGCCAAGAGGUCCAAAAGCGAUGUUGGCUGGCGCCGCGUUGUGCGAGACUUUACCCCAGCGUGGUUCUCGGUAAACAUGGGAACUGGGAUAGUCUCUCUUCUCCUUAACACCCUACCAUAUAAUGGUCCCUGGCUGUACUACAUCUCCAUCGUCGUCUUCGUUCUCAAUGUCGUGUACUUUGUCACUUUUUGUGUUGUCGCGGCUCUACGAUACACCCUGUAUCCCGAAAUAUUCAAGGCGAUGAUCACUCAUCCUGCGCAGUCGAUGUUUCUAGGCACGUUUCCUAUGGGGCUAGCCACGAUUAUCAACGUGUUCUGCAACAUAUGUGUGCCAGCAUGGGGCGACGGUGUAGAGUACUUUGCCUGGGCUUUGUGGAUCGUGGACGCGGCGCUUUCCGUAUCAACAGCAACCGUCGUGCCAUUCAUAGUGAUGACGCGCAAGAACGAAAUCAGCUUAUCUUCAAUGAACGCUGCUUGGCUUCUACCCAUUGUCUCGUGCAUUGUCGCUGCAGCCUCCGGGGCCGUCGUGGCAGGCGUGCUCCCCAAUGCGCAGCACGCUCUUUGGACUGUCAUGGUCAGCUACGCGCUCUGGGGAAUGGGUGUUCCACUCGCAAUGAUGGUCAUGGCCAUUUACCUGCAGCGACUUCUUCUCCACAAGCUUCCGCCUAAGACGGUUCUCGUCAGCGUGUUCUUGCCUCUGGGUCCUCUAGGCCAGGGCGGUUUCGGUAUCCAAAAGCUCGGCGAAUGUAUCCUAAGCAUCUUCCCCGAAACCCAAUCACUCCAUGGCUCCGCAGGGCUCAUCUUCUACGAGGGCGGUUUUAUCAUCGGCCUGAUAAUGUGGGCAUUCGGGCUCAUCUGGCUCUUUUUUGCCGUUGCCUCUCUCAUUCGGGCCCGGAAAUUCCCCUUCAACUUGAGUUGGUGGGGACUAACUUUUCCGCUCGGCGUGUAUGCGAUGUGCACCUGUCAGUUGGGGAGAGAGUUGCCGUCGACAUUUUUUACGAUACUUGGGACUAUAUUCUCCGUCACGGUCGUGCUCCUAUGGCUCUUUGUCAGCUUCCACACGUUUAGAGGGAUUGUACGAGGCGAUAUCUUUGUCGCGCCAUGUCUGGCGGAUUUGGAAAGGAAGAAAAGGGAAGAGGCCCUAAGGAAUUAA
Molecule: messenger RNA, 1248 nt
Organism: Aspergillus melleus
Lineage: Eukaryota; Fungi; Ascomycota; Eurotiomycetes; Eurotiales; Aspergillaceae
Product: TDT family transporter
Exons: 5
Coding region: 1-1248 (415 amino acids)
Biological process (GO): sulfite transmembrane transport; transmembrane transport
Cellular component (GO): plasma membrane
Molecular function (GO): sulfite transmembrane transporter activity
Source: RefSeq, a predicted model, not a curated record